CGCGCAGCACUUUUCUCUGGAUAGCAGCAACUCUAUUCCAGAGGGCUCAAGCCCAUUUCCAUGGAAACGCGGUCACAACUUCCAAACAGUCUGCCUCCACUCACAGCGGCUUCUUACUCCGCUUUCACAAUGAAUUUAGAAAAUUCCUUCGUCCUCACGAGUAACGAUCUGGAACCAACAAAAUAUGGAGUCAAAACAGGAUACCAUACAAAAAAUGGCCACAUCUCACAGAUCCCUGGACUGUCCCCAACUACCAGCACUCUUCCCGAGGAGAGGAUCCGAGGGCGAAGAGUCGGAGUCCUAGAGAGUGACUCUGAUUAUGUAAAGCUUGCAAAACAAGGAGGGCAUAAGGGACUUCUGUGGCACGAGGAAUCAGUUAUUUCUAAACCCAGUUCAUACAAACCUCCAGAUUGGUUUGGCUUUGAAUCAGGAGACUUAAGCGAGCCAAGUGAAGACAACAAAAACCCUGGAGCUUUUCAACCACAAGGACCUCCUUUUGGGAGCGACAACAUGUCAGCCUGGGAAAGAGACAACAGCAGCAACAAUGAGAAAGAGGAGGACAACAUUUCUGUCCACCAAAGUGAGACAGAGAAGUUGCAGACAUCCAGUCAAUAUCAUGAGGCCAGCAAAUUCAGGAGGAUAGUAAUUGACAAGAAACCAGCCCCUGUUGACAUGUCAAAGCUGCUCAGCUUUGGUUAUGCAGAAGACAGCAAACCAGUAUAGUGACGUGUCAAAUCGGAAGACUGCCAGGAUGGGCCUGGAUGGGAAAAGCGCGUACAAGAUUCAUCCUGAGACACAUCAAGCAUUUUACUUUGUUUAAAAAAAAAUUUGUCUUGUUAAAUCUUUUACUCGAGCAUUAAAGUGCCUCACUGAAUUACA
Molecule: messenger RNA, 879 nt
Organism: Oreochromis aureus
Lineage: Eukaryota; Metazoa; Chordata; Actinopteri; Cichliformes; Cichlidae
Exons: 8
Coding region: 61-723 (220 amino acids)
Source: RefSeq, a predicted model, not a curated record